Alosa alosa (allis shad) is the source of this 1137-nucleotide messenger RNA. Its product is annotated as ADP-ribosylation factor 4. Gene Ontology annotation, biological process: vesicle-mediated transport; intracellular protein transport. The transcript has 6 exons. The coding region runs from base 149 to 691 and encodes 180 amino acids. The record is from RefSeq and is a predicted model, not a curated record. Gene Ontology annotation, molecular function: GTP binding; GTPase activity. Lineage: Eukaryota; Metazoa; Chordata; Actinopteri; Clupeiformes; Clupeidae. Gene Ontology annotation, cellular component: cytoplasm; plasma membrane.
ACGCCAUAUCUUCCGCGGUGGCCGACAGGACGUGGCAGCACGCAAGCGCAUAUCAAAGAACUCUGGAAGACUACGAGUGUUUAAGUGAAAGAAACUCAGAUUCUGGCUAAACUUUUGACACCAACAAGUCAAAAAAAGUCUUUCUAAAAUGGGGCUUACAAUUUCUUCACUUUUUUCAAGACUCUUCGGCAAGAAACAGAUGAGGAUACUCAUGGUGGGUUUGGACGCCGCCGGUAAAACUACCAUUUUGUAUAAGUUGAAACUCGGGGAGAUUGUCACCACUAUUCCUACAAUUGGCUUUAACGUAGAGACCGUCGAAUACAAAAACAUCUGCUUCACCGUGUGGGACGUCGGCGGCCAGGACAAGAUCAGGCCUCUGUGGAGACACUACUUCCAAAACACACAGGGUCUCAUCUUCGUGGUGGACAGCAACGACCGAGAGAGAGUAGCAGAGUCUGCAGAGGAGCUUGCCAAAAUGCUGCAAGAGGAUGAGUUGAGGGACGCUGUUCUCCUGGUGUUUGCAAAUAAGCAGGACCUUCCCAAUGCCAUGGCCGUCAGCGAACUCACAGACAAGCUGGGACUGCAGAGCCUACGCAGCAGAACGUGGUACGUCCAGGCCACCUGUGCCACCCAGGGCACCGGACUCUACGAGGGCCUCGACUGGCUCUCCAACGAGCUCUCCAAACACUAGAGCCCGCACAGGGACGAGGAGAGGAAGAAUGGAGAAGAAGAAGGAGGGAGAGAGAGAGAGGGGGAGAGAGACUUCCAAUCAAGGGACUUGUUGUGGCCUCUCUCUCCCUGCAUCUGAAGGAGUGUGAUCGGACGAAGGCGUCAUCAUGAACGAAAUCUGCACCUGUUUGUUUCUUUUUUUUUUUAUUCUUUUUUUUUUUUCUACUUCCUUUGUCCCCCUGUUAACUGUCCUCUUUUCUUUUAAAAACACCUCAUUUUCUAUGACUGUAAAAAUAGCGCUUUAAAAAUCAUACGGGGCUUUUAUGUCAUUGCUUUGAGGUUGUCAGAGUGGAGCAUUGUGGGUAAUGAAGUCUUUCCCUGAUGGCCCAGUAUUCUCAUCCAGUGAGUUUGGUCUGUCAUGAAGUCUGUUUAAAAACUUUGGGAUGUUGGCUCUACAUAGCAUGAACC